Molecule: messenger RNA, 907 nt
Organism: Phasianus colchicus (ring-necked pheasant)
Lineage: Eukaryota; Metazoa; Chordata; Aves; Galliformes; Phasianidae
Gene: KCNIP3
Product: potassium voltage-gated channel interacting protein 3
Biological process (GO): negative regulation of transcription by RNA polymerase II; regulation of potassium ion transmembrane transport
Cellular component (GO): voltage-gated potassium channel complex; nucleus
Molecular function (GO): DNA-binding transcription repressor activity, RNA polymerase II-specific; calcium ion binding; potassium channel regulator activity
Source: RefSeq, a predicted model, not a curated record
AGAAGAAGAGGAAACGUUGGGAAAGAGAAGAGAAUAUAGAAGAAAAAGAGGAACUGUUGGAGAAGAAGAGAGGGAAGAUGGAGGCAGCCGUGUGGGCGCGUGCCAAGGGAGGAGGGCAGGGGGGGGCAGGGGCGGCCCCACAUCCCCAAUCUGCCGCCGGUGCCCCCCGCCCGCCGCGGGCAUGCAGGGCAUGGAGCUGUGCGCCGUGGCCGUCGUCAUCCUCCUCUUCAUCGCCGUCCUGAAGCAGUUUGGCAUCCUGGAGCCCAUCUCUGUGGAAGACACCUGCGACGGCGACGUGGAGCUGUCGGCUGCGCGGCACCAACCCGAGGGGCUGGAGGAGCUGCAGGCACACACCAAGUUCACCAAGAAAGAGCUGCAGUCCCUCUACCGUGGCUUCAAGAACGACUGUCCCAGUGGCCACGUGGACGAGGAGACCUUCACGCUCAUCUACGCGCAGUUCUUCCCGCAGGGAGAUUCCAGUGCCUACGCUCACUUCUUGUUCAACGCCUUCGAUGCGGAUGGCAGUGGGGCACUCUGCUUCGAGGACUUUGUCGUCGGGCUGUCUGUCCUGCUGCGGGGCACGGCGCAGGAGAAGCUGAAAUGGGCUUUCAACCUCUACGACAUCAAUAAGGAUGGCUGCAUCACCAAGGAGGAGAUGCUGGAGAUCAUGAAAUCCAUCUAUGAUAUGAUGGGCCGCUGCACCCUGCCUGCCCCGCGGGACAGCGCGCCUGCAGAGCACGUGGAGCAGUUCUUCCAGAAGAUGGACAGGAAUGGGGACGGCGUGGUGACCUACGAGGAGUUCCUGGAGACGUGCCAGCAGGACGCGGACAUCAUGAGCUCCAUGCAGAUCUUUGAGAACACCAUUUAGAGCACAGGGGUCCCAGGACGGCCGUGGUGGGACACAGCG